AUGGCCGACAUGGCGCACUCUACACCGAGUACUACAAUAACCCUCGAUGAGAAACUGACCGAUGCCGACGCAAGAGCCCCAGCGCGCUCUCUACACGACCACAGCCUGACUCCAGAGAAACUCCCUUACUGGCAGGUCAAUGUGCCGCCAUCACAGAGGACCGAGGAAUGCCCCAGGUUUCUUCGCGACUUAUCUCCAAAGGCCAUCCGGUGUAUGUCCAUUCCCGAUGACCAGUAUAUCCGACAGGACUGGGCGGAAGUGAAGGAGAUAAUCAGAACCAACCGCAUUGAUCGGUUCCAGCGCGUCCCCAGCGAAACGCGCAAGUAUCACGAAUACGUAACGCGCAUCAAAGCCGAGUACUCAUCAGUCGUGAGAUUCAUGAUGAAAAAAAGACUCCACUGGGGCGACGGCGACAUCACCGAUCUCCAACCCCGAGGCAAACCAUUUGAGUACGAAGAGGACAUCCGAAUCCUAUACAACGACUGGCCCUACGGGGUUGCAAAAGACAUCAUCCAUCUGGUCGUAUGGACAAAGUUCGCACUGGAAGACGACCCAUCGACAGACGAACUGUCCGCAAGCGCGCGGGAUGACAUAGAAGCCUAUGUGCGGCGCACGUUUUGGCGAAUACCGCGCGAACAGGUCAUCUGGUUUAGGAAUUGGAAGUCGCUCAAGUCUGUUCAUGCGGUUGAACAUUUCCAUGUUAUGAUUUGGCGUCCCGAUAUGGAAUUUAUAAGGGAGAUCACCCGUGGAGAUGUACCGCUGAUCGAACGGGUAUCCAUUUGA
This is a messenger RNA of Penicillium soppii, 783 nucleotides long. Its product is annotated as GIG1 family protein. Bases 1 to 783 code for a protein of 260 amino acids. Gene Ontology annotation, cellular component: cytoplasm. Gene Ontology annotation, biological process: N-acetylglucosamine metabolic process. NCBI's taxonomy places the organism in Eukaryota, Fungi, Ascomycota, Eurotiomycetes, Eurotiales, Aspergillaceae. The record is from RefSeq and is a predicted model, not a curated record. The transcript has 4 exons.